AAUCUGAAUAUGGCGAAUAUUGCGAGCCCUUUACCGUAUCUCACUAAAAGAGAGAUAGGGGCUCUGCCAGGUUUGAAGUCACAGUUUUUCAAUAAACGUUUGAAUGCGGCUAGGAAUCUGUACCGUAGAGAUUUGGUAUGCCAUUUUGGAUGUGUGAACGCCAUCGAGUUUUCGAGCAAUGGCGAGUUACUUGUAUCAGGAGGGGAUGACAGGAGGGUGAUGCUAUGGCAUUUUGGACAGGCCAUCCUUGAUCAUGGCAAACCAGAAGUCAUGAAAGCUCUCCACCAGUCCAACAUAUUUUGUUUGGGAAUCACUAAUGAUAAUCAGAAGAUUUAUUCUGGGGGCAAUGAUGAUAUUGUAAUUGUCCAUGAUUUGGAGAGCAAGUGCCCUCUAGAAGUGUUGCAACACCAGCGCGCAGUAUGCAGUCUCAGUAUCGACCCAUUUAACGAACGCGUUGUUGCCACUGCCGGCAACGAUGGUCGGUUGCUGCUGUUUGAUACUCGGCACUCUGUGCAUGAAUCACUGAUAAUAUCGCGCAGUCGCAAAGCGUUCCACGGCGUGAUGUUCCACCCGCAGCAAAUUGGCAUGCUGGUUUCAGCCAAUGCGCGUGAUGGUGUGGCCCUUUGGGACUUGCGUGCGCCUAAACAGUUCAGCCCCGUGAUACGCUACGUGGGCGGCAACGGCGCGGCGCAAAACUGCAUGAGUGCGCGCUUCAAUGGCGCGGGCACGCACGUGCUCGCGCUGCGACGUCGUCUCUCGCCUGUGCUUUAUGCUGUACAGUCGCCGGAGCCCGUAGCAGAGUUUUAUCAUCAGGACUAUUACAAUUCAUGCACAAUGAAAAGCUGUUGCUUCGCCGGCGAAGGAGACCAGUUCGUAUUGUCGGGUUCCGACGACUUCAAUCUCUACAUGUGGAAGGUUCCCGAAGGUGGCAUUGGAGGACUGGAUACAAUAAUAGAACCGCCGCACAUAGUGCUUUACGGACAUCGGUCGAUUGUGAACCAAGUGCGGUACAACCCUCACUAUUGCCUCAUCGCAUCCUCUGGCGUCGAGAAGAUUAUUAAGGUAUGGUCGGCACUGGAAUAUCCACAUAUGCGUGGUUCGCUGCUCGAAGAGGCACAAGGCUCCGACAAUCCACGCGAAAUAUAUAGCCACGAGGAUUACGUGUCACUUGUACAUCACAGUGGACAGUACAUCUCCCACAACUACGCAGAGCAGUCAACGAGCGAGGACCCGCGAAUGAUGGCAUUUUUCGAUUCGCUCGUCCAGCGUGAGUUGGAAUGUCUGGCUGAGGAAACAGACUCCCUCGACGGAUCAAGCUCCGGUGGGUCUGUGCUUGGGAGUGAUAGCGAUUCGUCUGACAGCGACCAGAUUGUUGCUGACUUUUUGCCUUUGCCACCUAAAAGAGCAAAUCCAAACGGAAACAGAAGCCAAAGGUGUCCAAACAGACUUGCACGGUUAGUAGCGUCGCGUUAUAACAAAAAUCUACGCUCGCAGAAAAGGGGAUCCCUUAGGCGUAGCAAACAAUCUCGGACAUUCCUAAGCAAGUCAAGCGGUAAAUGCGUGUCAGGGACUAGCGCUAAGGGUAAGCGCACACCUGUUCGGCGCACGCGCGGUCCACGCCGGCCGACGCCGCGCACGCCGCUGCCGGCCGCUGCUGUUUCGCGGCACUCGCGCAUCAGCGCACCCUCUAGUGAAAGAACGGAUUCAGAUGAACCCGCACACUGCUUGUUUAGGAACUCCGGAAGAAUUAUAAGACCUCUUCGCCGGCGAAUAAAUCUUACAAGAUCUGCGAAGCGGAAAAGUAAAGUCACUAGCUAUAGGAAGGUUAUGAAUUUAAGAAGCAAUGGUAAUGUGAUGGCUCAAGACAGUAAUGACAACAACAACUUUAAUAAUUUUGACAAUUUCGAUGAUAAUUUAGCCCAGCCGAGCACUAGCACAGGGUACAGAGGCCAAAGCACAUCAGCUCUAUUCCGGAUAGCAGAAGUGGACUCAGAUGACGACCAAUCAGUGGGCAGCCGGCCCAUAUCGCCGCGGAAUCUGAACACCAAUCAGAUACCUCCAAAUCUCAUCAGCAUCAUUCCUACACCAAUCAACGGCUCCCGCGACUCACUCGGCGAUUCACUAAGAGUUGAACCUGCUGAAUCGGAGAGUAACCAUUCGUCCCCGCCACCAGAUACAAGGCCACGAAUGAAUUUGAGACGCGUCAGAAGGAAUGGCAGGCUCAGUCUGCAUCGUUCAGAUUCAAGUGAAUCACCGCCUCCGAAAGAGCCUUCAGCAAGUACUUCCGCAGCAGAACGGUUGUCGCCUAUUGUCGGGUAUAAUAGAACAGUGGCUAGGCUCAUGAACGAAACUAAUGAAAGUGAGUUGGAGAGCAGUUGCAGUACAGAAGGCAGGCCUGCUCCUGACGCAAUGGGCACUCCGGACAGUGGAGUAGGUACUGUCGCAGGUAGCAGCACAAGAACACAACCGCCUAUAGAUGAUGUCUCAGAUGAUCCAGAUUACCAAGCGCUAAAGUUCCGACAGCGAGUUAAAAAGGCCCGGCGAAACUACAGAAAUCACAUGGACUCCGAUUCCAAUUGAACUGAAUAGGUUAUUUUAGCUGUGUUCUAUCUACAUAUGAUACUCUAGUUGUUCUAUAAGUGGCGACUAAUCUAUCAACGACUGCAUAUUUUGCUAUUUGUAAGACUUGAUGUUUAUUAAUGUGCUAAAAAUAUAAACUUUGUGCGUUCGGACGAAUAUUUACGAUUGAUCUCUACGUUUAUCUAAAGUCGUUGAGCAUUGGUUCGAACACUGGUUCAAGGAGAACUUGAACAUGAUUAAAUGGCACAUAUUUGAUGUUUGUUAUUUGUUCGUGCAGACGAAUUGUCUAAAUGUAACUGAUUUUUGAUCGUCAAUUCGGCCCUAACGUACAUACUAUUAAAAUGUCAAUCGACAUUUGUAAGUCAUUCAGUCCAUAUUAUUAAAAUUGAUCGCCUUUAAAUUGUAUCUAGAUUGAUUGAUAUGUGUAUAUUAUGUGUGCUGUCAUAGUACUAUUUUCUAAAGUCAGCCUAAGUUGGUCCUCUUCGAAAAGUCAUUUGAGUUCUACGAAAGCAGACGAGUUAUUUAUAAUUAUUAUUAGUAUUUGUUAUUAAGAAACUUUAAUGUCGUGAGACACCAAUUACUAACUAACACAAAUAUAUUAUUAGUAAAAAUUUCAAUUGACUAGUAAUUAAAUACGGUAACGAUGUUGUACAUUUUUUAAAGAAAAAGACUAAACCAAAUAAAAAACGUCAUUGAGCCAUGCGUAAUAUGCAUUGUAUGUCUAAACGGUUAAGGUACAUUUAUAAUUGCAACAGCGAACUGACUAGCCAGGAAAUAAUUAAGUCAAAUAAUGCAUUAAUAGAGCCAUCGUCCAUUUCCGUAAAAAACGAAUAGCUCCGAAGCUCCAAUUGUAGAAAACAAUAUUGCAAGUCUGUUAUACUCGUCAGAGUGUAAGAAAUAACGGCAGACGCCGGUUGUUUUUUUGUUAAAAGCGACCAUAGUAACUGUUGACAUGGUUUCAUUCAGUUACUCUCUAGUUUUACUUGCAUUAAAAUCACAAGUGUAUGUUAAGUCAGAAUAUUUUAUUAUUCUUACCUGUAGUACAGAUUGGUAGUAAUAUUGGGAAAAGUUUCACAUGGCUCAUUCCCACAUGGUAUGACAUAAUAUAAUUCAGCCAUAUAAUUUUAAAUGGAGUAUGUACAAUCGUGUUUAAAGUCAUGUAUUUACUUCUGUCAGCAACUCAUUUACUGCGUAUGUAAUAAGCUCUACACACCAAGAAUGGCGCGCGUGUCGGGUUCCCACAUAAAUUCGACCUCGCGCUUAAACUUUAGGAAGGAAACUAAGUGUCAGGGGCUCGUAAGACAGAUAGUCCUUUUUGCUUUUUUAUACUUUAUAUUUUAAAGAUGUAUGAUGGAUGUAUGUGAUUUAUUACGAUAUGAAUAACUUAGAUUUAAGAACUAUCGAUGUUCC
Molecule: messenger RNA, 3990 nt
Organism: Hyposmocoma kahamanoa
Lineage: Eukaryota; Metazoa; Arthropoda; Insecta; Lepidoptera; Cosmopterigidae
Product: DDB1- and CUL4-associated factor 5
Exons: 14
Coding region: 10-2580 (856 amino acids)
Biological process (GO): negative regulation of fatty acid biosynthetic process
Cellular component (GO): Cul4-RING E3 ubiquitin ligase complex; cytoplasm
Molecular function (GO): protein binding
Source: RefSeq, a predicted model, not a curated record